Molecule: messenger RNA, 3445 nt
Organism: Lactuca sativa (garden lettuce)
Lineage: Eukaryota; Viridiplantae; Streptophyta; Magnoliopsida; Asterales; Asteraceae
Source: RefSeq, a predicted model, not a curated record
GAAAAGUUCCCGCAAAGAUUUCCAGGGAGUGAAGUGAACCCUAGUCCACAAUCCCAAAAUUUCCCUGAAAUCAAAUCCACUCCCUCCCUCCCUCCCUCCCCCCGGGAUUUAGAUUCAGCAAUGGCGUCGCUGGUGCCCGUCGACGAUAACUCCAAUACGAAAUCAGAGGAGGGAACAAUGGCGUUUCACAAGAAGCGGGCUCGGCGCGUGAGCUUUGCAGAGAACACAUCUGUUCACAUAUUUGACCGUGAUGAAGACUCAGGAACUCCAUUGGAGCCUAAGCCUCCUAGUUCUCCAUCAGAUGAAUUAGGUUCGGGUGAGCUCAAUCAUGAACGGGGCCAGUUGUUCUGGAAUGUAGAUGAAGAUGAUAAUGAUAACAAUAACGAAGAUGAUGACAUGGAUGAGCCCGGAUCAAGGAGUCCGUUUUUGCGGUUUAUUGGGUCUCCGUCCUCCGGUGGAAGUACAAUUGGCUCUGCUAACUCCAACGACGAAGAUAAUUUUUUUGGUCCUGUAUCAGCAAAUUUUAUCAGACGAGAUUUACUGGACUCUUCAGCUUCAGAUGCAAAUCAUGAUCAAACUAUGGAUUCAACAGCCUUUUCAAUGCAUUUUCGUAGCAUUGCUAGGUCAGACUCAGAAGUGGAAUUGAAAACCUCAACUGGGGUCCACCUUUCCUUUGAUGAGAAAACCCCAACUCAUGAUUCUGUUCCCAAUAACACAGGAAAUUCAAUGUUAAUGACACUAGCUAAGAAGCCAGAUUAUCGACCUUCUUUAUCCACCUCCAAAUUAAGCACUGCAUCUGAGUCGAAUGAUAUGAGUAUUGUUGGAGAAUAUCACUAUAAGUAUGACUAUGGAGAACUAUCUCCUACAUUGGAUGCACUCAUGGCAGACCCUUCUGGUGUUUCUAUCUUGAAAUCACCAAGAAAUGUUGAAGCAACCAUGGAAAAUGGGGAUAACCUCAUGGAUUUGAGUUGUAAUGAAGAUAAUGAUUUACAAGGGAUUAGUGGUCAUGAGUUGGUCAAUGUUGAUGCAUUUCAGAUAAAGUCAAACUUAGGCUUCUCUACAAUUGGUCAAGGCAAUCCUAGUCCUAAAACCACAAUUUAUAUAAAUGAUGUUAUUGGAAAGGAACAUAAAUCUCCUUUUAUAGAUGAUGUUAUUCCAUCUAAAUCACCAAUGUAUGUGACUCCUUCUCAUAAUCAUUCAAGUGUUUUUGUAAGAACAGAAGAUCAAGAACAUGUUUUGAGUAUUCAAUCCAUGCAAAAAAGCAUUUCCAAACUCAAGAUGCUUAAAGCUUCUCCCUUUUCUGCUGCUUUGAGUGCUAAACUUGAAGAUUCAAUCAUCAAAUCUGUCACCAGACCCUCUAAGAUGACUCCUUUGAAUGCUUUGUUGGAGAAAAACGACAAAAGUCCUUUACUUAAUUCUAUAAAAGACAGUGGUCAUUUAUCAUCUGAUGUUCAGAAAAAGAGAGCAAGAGAAAGUUCAACAAACAUGGAUGAUAUUAGGUUUGAGACACCAAAUAAUAUUGUCCCUGUGACUCGUUUGCAAAAGAUUGUUGAAAUUGCAUCACCAUUGUUGAUACCACAUGAAAGCACACACUCUAAAAACACAACUGUUUUGCCUCAAAGUUUGGAUUUUUCUUCACAGAAAAGGUUAAAGGUUGUAAAUACAACAGAAUUUAGAAGCAGCCCCUUGAGGAUAGAAAAAUCUGGUUCAUUAGUUUCUUCCACUCAAGAUGAAAUGGUGGAUAUUAGGGAGGUUUCUCUUCAUGAGGUUUGUUGUGACUCAAAAACUAAAGAUAACCCUACAAUCUUAUUGAAAAAUGAAGAACAUGAGAAGUUUGAAGAUAAGUUUAUGGGAAGUGACAUUGUUCUUGAAGAGAUGAAAGGAACUUCUCCUGUUUUUGAUGAAGGGACAGAUAAACAAUCUUGGAAGAAGAAUUUGCAUGAUCAGUUUUGUGAAAGCCCUUCAAAUAAACAGCCAUGCAAUAACAAUUCACUGCAAGAUGAAGAUAUGAUGGUUGAGAUAACUGCUACAACUCACACAAGUCCAAAAGCUCAUGUAGACCCUGAAAUCUUAAAUGGAAAUGAAAUAUCAACAAUUGUGCAAAAAUUAAACAAUCCGAAUGAGAUAAAGACAAUGGUUUCUAUUGAAAUGAAGAAACUUUUAUCUCAAUCUGUUGAUAAGUUUAAUUUGCAUGUGAUUGAUCGUUUAUCAGACAUUGUGGAUCAACUUUUAAUGUCAAAAACAUAUCAGCUUCUCUCUGAUGAAAUCCAGUCUCAGGUUGGCAAAAAAAGUGUAGAUAUCAGCAAAAAACUACAACAUAAAAGAGCCUCAGAAAUAAAAUUGCUCUUGUGCAAAUUUGUACAUGAGAAAGCAAAGUUGCAGUUAAUGCAAGUGAAACAAGAGAUGUUACUGAAAAGGGUAAAAUCACUUGCAUCUGGAAUAUCGGAGUCUGAAGAAUUAAAGUCAAACUUCCCGCCAAAAAAACUUUCAAGUGAGUCAAUGUCAGUCAAAAUGAAGGACAUUCAAGAGAGCCAAAUUGAGAGUGACAAAGUGUCUUCAACAAGACUGGAAUUAAAUCAUAUUGACCAAAAAAUUGAAAGUUUGACCAAAUCUUUUCACAAGUCAUGUAAGAUGAAAGAAGAACUGAGCUCCCUUGAUACCAUCACAUUUGUUAAUAAUCAUUUGAGGAAGCAAGCAUGCUGCCAGAUCAUACGAAAGGAUGUUCAGCUUUGGGUUGUAGACAAUCUGAAGAAUAGGAACGGUUGCCACAGUGUUGAUCUCAAUUAUCUUGACUUAAUGACUCAAAGGUUAUCACUAAAUGCUGGUCGAGUCCCGAGUGUUUCCAUUUCUUAUGAAUUGAAUGAUGUAAAUAUUAGCAAGAUCUUCAAAGAUAUGGAAGCUUGCACUGCAUUUAGAUUUGUAUUUAAUGGUGGAGCAACACAGAAGCAUGUUGAUGGGACAAACUUGGCAAAAGAAACUCAAGUGACUGGUGCCCUUUUUGGUAAUUUAUUAGAUGUAAUGGAAGAAAUACAACAUUCAAGAAUACAGCUUAAAAACCUAAUUUCUACAAGAUUUCGCACACCCUUAGCGGAUCAACUUGACCUAGAGCUCUGUUUCUUUAAUCCAAAACAUCGCAUGAAGGCAACAGUCACUUUAAACUUUUCAUGUUUAAAAAGGGGUAUAUAUCCAUCCGAGAUCAUUCCAUAUCAAAUUCACAUUCCAGCCAAUCAACAAUCAAAAUCCUCACCAAUACUUGCGGAUGAGAUUACAGCAACACUUAAAAAUCUUAAAACGGGAUUUUUAAGGAUUCAACGGGUAUGCAGUUGCAUUUCCAACAAGGUAAAUACUAAAUUAUAGAUCGAGAAAGAGAGACAGUUUUUGUAGUCAACACCAUGUUCCCUUUUAGACUUAGAGAAUACCAAAAUUUGUAUUAUUUAUUUAUUUA